ACGUUUACACAACUAUAUAUUCUAGGAAAAGUUCGGUCCAACUCGAAAAAUCAGCUCUUGGCAUAAAUAGAAUCUCUAGCUAAACAUGGCUUCUACGAACAGAUGGCUCAAACCUGAGGUGUAUCCACUGUUUGCGGCGGUUGGUUUUGCUGUCGGAAUUUGUGCCAUGCAACUUGUGAGGAAUAUCUCCACCAACCCCGAAGUGAGGGUAACCAAAGAGAACAGAAGUGCUGGAAUUCUUGAGAACUUUGAAGAAGGUGAGAGAUAUGCAGAACAUGGGCUCAGGAACUUUGUCCGCAAGAGGCCUUCUCAGAUUAUGCCAUCCAUUAACAACUUCUUCUCAGACCCAAAUUAAAGCAAAAAUUCUUCCACGUUGUGCGUUGAGAAUGUUUUUGCCUAUUAGAUUUAUUGAAUUGGAGAUAUUAGGCAAAGAUAUUGUUUUUCUACAGAAAGGGUACGAGACAAUUGCAUUGUUGAUUGACAAGUUGUUCAGAUAUCCUUCUUGAAUAAUAAAACUUAAUGUCAGAUCUCAUAUGGAUUCCUCUUUUUA
Theobroma cacao (cacao) is the source of this 550-nucleotide messenger RNA. RefSeq lists its product as uncharacterized. The record is from RefSeq and is a predicted model, not a curated record. NCBI's taxonomy places the organism in Eukaryota, Viridiplantae, Streptophyta, Magnoliopsida, Malvales, Malvaceae.